Molecule: messenger RNA, 1546 nt
Organism: Hordeum vulgare subsp. vulgare (domesticated barley)
Lineage: Eukaryota; Viridiplantae; Streptophyta; Magnoliopsida; Poales; Poaceae
Product: GDSL esterase/lipase At4g28780-like
Exons: 3
Coding region: 1-1098 (365 amino acids)
Molecular function (GO): hydrolase activity, acting on ester bonds
Source: RefSeq, a predicted model, not a curated record
AUGAAGGGUGGUGUCGUCGUGCUACUGGGCCUUGUGGUCGUCGGCGCCGUCGUCAUCGGGGCCAGGGCGGCGCGGCCGCCGGUGGUGCCGGCGAUGUUCGUGCUGGGGGCCUCUACGCUGGACGUGGGCAACAACAACCACCUGCCGGGGAAGGACGUGCCCAGGGCCGACCACCCCUUCUACGGCAUCGACUUCCCCGGCGGCGCCCGGGCCACCGGGAGGUUCAGCAACGGCUACAACAUCGCCGACUUCAUCGCGAGGCAGCUGGGGUUCGAGAGGAGCCCUGUUGCCUAUCUGGAGCUGAAAUCACGCAACUGUCUCAUCCCCAAUGCUCUCAAGGGAGGAGUGAGCUACGCUUCUGCUGGUGCUGGGAUCCUCGAUUCCACUAAUGCGGGAAAGAACAUUCCACUGUCGAAGCAGGUGCGCUACUUCGCUUCCACCAUGGCCGAGAUGGAGACCGCAUGGGGAAGAUACAAUGUAUCAAAGCUCCUUGCUAGCUCCUUCUUCCUCCUAAGCAUUGGCAACAAUGACCUCCUCCAGUCGACACCAAAGACCCAUGCAGAUGUCGUCGCACUCUACACCACCCUCUUUUCGAACUAUUCUACCGCCAUUACGCACCUCUAUGGGAUGGGUGCGAGAAAGUUCGGGAUCAUCAACACGGGUCCAGUGGGUUGUUUUCCACGGGUGCGCUUGCUGAAUGCGACAGGGGCAUGCCACGAUGGCCUGAACCGCCUCUCUGCAGGUCUUGCUGCUGUGUUCAAGACAGGUCUUGCUGCUGCCCUCACCCCGACUAGGCUCCCUGGCCUCACGUACUCCCUCUCCGACUCCUUUGCUAGCUCACGUGCCAACUUCGAGAUCCCCGAAGCGACAGGGUUUUUGAACAUUGAUAAUGCUUGUUGCGGUAGUGGUAGGUUGGGUGCGGAGGGUGACUGCAACACAAAUGCGAUGUUAUGCAGCGACCGCAAUGCCUAUGCUUUCUGGGACUACGCGCAUCCCAGCCAGCGGGCUGCCGAGUUGGGUGCCCAGGCACUCUUCGAUGAUGGCCCGGCCCAAAUCACCACCCCCAUUAGCUUCAAGCAGCUGGCCUACCAGAAAUGAUUUAUUGAUUCCCUAGAACAAUAUGUGAUUUAUUCUCCUGAUUUUGAGUCAUUCUGAAUUUCUUUAUAAAUUGUAAUCAUUUACCUAUCCUCGCAUUACAGUAUGACCUUUUAUUGGUCAUAAACUUACUGUCGGAUAUCUUGAUAGGCAUGGUCUGAGACACUCCAAGAGCUGCACAUUCUGGGUGUGUUACUUCUUUGUUUAUGCGCACCCCGUUUGUGUCCAAGAAAAAGAGCUGUAGAAGAAUACAACUUUUUUUUUGACAUGGAGAAAGAUAAAACUGGGAUACUCUUUUAGAAUUGUGGGCCUAGCAUCUUACAAAAACUUGGCUAUGAACUUCAUAUGUGUAUUGUGAACUGAUGCAAAUAGUUAUAUAUAUCUUCGACUGUGUUUGGAUGUUUUUAUUGUAGUGGCAAUUUGGUAUUUGGAAUUGCCAACGCUUCAUUCA